Phlebotomus papatasi is the source of this 1176-nucleotide messenger RNA. RefSeq lists its product as uncharacterized. The record is from RefSeq and is a predicted model, not a curated record. The coding region runs from base 13 to 1041 and encodes 342 amino acids. Lineage: Eukaryota; Metazoa; Arthropoda; Insecta; Diptera; Psychodidae. The transcript is spliced from 3 exons.
ACAAGAAGAAGAAUGUUCGCCGCUUUUCGCCUGAAUUCAAUUGUCAAUUCCAGUGUAAACAAAACAAAUCAAAAGAAAACAAACACGCGUGCGAUGGAGGACGAGAAUUUAAAUAAAGCGAUAGAAUUCGUGCGUGAGGAGGAUGUCAACCUGCCAGAUGAUGACAAAGUAGCUGAGGACUUCCUGUAUUCGGGGAUUAAGCUGGAGGAAGUAAAGCAAAUUGUGUUUAAUUUUGAGGAAAAGGGUGAGACAGAAGCGGUCGUGAAGGAAUUGAAGGAGAUUCAGCAAUUGCUCAAAGAUAGUCCUAAUCUUACAAAAGUGCUCGAUAAACUAUGUGACUUCCGCCCAUGUUCUCUUGCUGGAUACCUAGGACUGCUUCAGAUAUCAACUUUGCUGAUCCUCGUGAAGGAACCACCAAUAUCCGUUUCCCUGAAGAUUUCCCAACUGAGGGGGCACCUCUGCAGUAUUCCGACCAGCGAUUGGCACGAUUGUCCAAUUAAGGUUCACAUGACCGUUGAGACAAUUCUCAGUGGUUUGAGGAGCAUCAACAACCGGGAUCCACUCAAUCUCUAUCACAUCUCCCGAGAAUUGUGGUGUGUCAAUGACUUCCUCUAUUUUGUCUCCCUGACCCUUGCCUGGGUGGCCUUCCAAGAUGCCCUGCGGGGUAUGCCCAUUCCCACAAAAGAGAUUCACCGGCCGCAUAAUUUGAAUCACAUGCUUCAGCAACUCCAGACACUCGAUGUGUCCGACUAUCGCAAUAAUCUCAUGAAGAUUUACAUUCUCCUGAAGAUUGUGGCUUUAAUCUUGCACAUGACCCUCACCAAAGUCUCUUCUAGAGCCAUACCCUUUGCCUAUCGCAAGGAAGUGGGCGAAGCGUCGCCGGAGAAGCUGAAGGAACUUUUUGACUGGUUCAAAUGCACACAGAAGAGCCUCAGAAUUAAUGAUUGUGAGAAUAUGGCAAAAAUGAAGAUCAGAGAAUUGCUGGAAUUUGAGAUAUUCACCGUUCUCAAUCACGAAUUGAUCCAGUCACCGCUCUAUUAAGGCUAAAUGCAGAGACGGCGGGAAAGCGUUAAUCAAGUAGGCGAUGAUAUUCUAAUGUUGUUCCUCAGGGAAAUUUUCUCAGUGUAUAAAUUCUUUUUACGUUCACAAUAAAGAAUUUCUUCUUUUCUAUCGUAA